UGUUCGCGCCGUCGUUGGAGUUAAUUUGAAUUUUGAUUACGUGAGCAUUCUUUAGAACUCUUUUGCUUCGAAAGGUCAUAAGUUUAUCAGUAACGGAAAGCAUGCUCGUAUAAAGAAUUCAAGAGUUAAUAUAUUUAUUUGAAUUAAAAAUCGAAAUAAGUUUAUAUGUGCGAAAACCGAAAAAAAGGAAUUCAAUUAAGUAAAUCCCAGUUUUGUGGAUUCGUCUGCGCUAUUUAAUGCGAAGUGAUUACUAUUUUAAAUGAGAGGAACGCGCUAAUGGUUAUCAUCGAAUUUCGGACAUAUUAAAAUAAGUAUCAAAUAUUUGCUUGUCGAGUAGAAAAGUCAGCGAAAUUAAUCAAAGUGAUUUCAUCGUGAAAGUGAAUAAACCUCCUUGCCGCCAGAAUGAUGGGCAGCAACUCUUCAUUAAAGUUUACCAAAUGUAUCUCCUGUAUAGUGUUUCUAUUAAUGCUCCAAGUCGAAUUUGGCUUAACUGUAAGAAAAAAUCCGCUGAAAGAUUCUAGAAUUUGUGGCCGACCCGAUUGUAAUGCGAGCAGAAAAGGAAAGUUUAGCUAUUUAGUUAACAAUGUCUAUAAUUAUGAUUACACGAUAGAACUUCGUACGCUAUUUGUGGGCUCAGGGGAGAACGUUUCAAAUCUUUUCCUUAGAGCUAACGUAGAUUUCUUAUAUCCAAGUGCUUGCGAGGCCUAUUUACGUAUUAACGAAGUAAAAUUGUGGGAUAAACCAGGUUUUCAUGAUAAUUUAAAUCCUGCGAGUACGAGCGAUGACUUUUAUGACUACUAUGGAGAACUUGAUAAGGAACUCGCAGCCGCAUCCGCUGAGGAGACAAACACAGACGAACAUCAAAAAAGCAAAAAACUUGAAUCGGAUUUGAAAGCAAAUUUAUUGCGAUUCGCUUUCCACGAUGGCCGUAUUAGUGAGUUAUGUCCUCGAACGAAUGAACAAAACUGGGUGCUUAACUUCAAACGGGGAAUUCUGUCAACUUUUCAAAACACUAUGUUACGCUUUGAUAUCGAUUUCAAUACAACUGAGACUGAUGUGUCUGGUACUUGCGACGUGCAGUAUUCCUUAGAGACAACGGAUAAUGUGUUUAUUACAAUAAGCAAACGUAAGAAUAUGGCCAGUUGUCGCAAUAGAUACUCGACGCAUACCAUAUUACAAACGACUCCAUACACUUUCCGUGAAGAUAAAACCAUUUGGCCAAUUUUGGAUUCGGAAAGCUAUUGUAACAUGACAAUUGAUAACAACAUUUAUCGCAACAUAAGUUGCCAUGAACGUUACCAAUUGAUGCCAUUUUCGAAUGCAACUUCCGGCGCCGUAACCACGUCGAGCCAUAAAUUGGAAUUCAAAGGAGAAAGUUCAAAUAAUAAUCAAGAGUUCCCCUAUCAAGAUGGCGAACUUGUAGAAAAACGUUCAACGCUCUUAUUUGAUCACACUCCUGUCGCUAAACCUACACAUGGAGAGAUAAAGGCCUCACGUGAACUCUUAAAAGAAAUGUGCACGUUGGGAUUUCCAAAAAUUCAACGUGAAUUUAUUGACGCUUUCAUACGAUUUCUGCAGACAACUAAGCAUCUUGAUUAUAAAGCAUUGACUCAGCUAUUAGCCCGUUCUGCUAGUAUUUGCGAUCAUGGCAAGAACCACGUUUUGGAAUCUUUGCCCUACAUUGGUAGUACAGCUGCUUAUCAAGUAAUGCGAGAUCAAAUUAUUAGCAAUGGAAUAUCAAAAAAUCUGGCACGCAAUUGGAUGACUUCACUUUCAUUCAUUCAGAGGCCCAAUGAGGAAACACUCGAGACUUUUUACACAAUUCUCGAGUUUUCACGUAAGAAAAUCGACCCAGAAUAUACCUUAGGUGCUUCAGCAGUCGUCCACAGUUUUUGCAGACAUAAUGAGAAUUGCGGUGACCAUCCUAGAAUACGAAAAACUACGAAUUUAUUGGAAACGGAAUUUUUAAAUCUUUUUAACAUGUAUCGCGGUGAGCGACGCUCACGCGAACGUAUGAUAGUAAUACUUAAGAGUCUUGGAAAUAUUGGUAUCGUUUCGGGACCGUUCGCAGCUCAACUAGAAGAUAUAAUUGUUGACGAUGCCACUGCUAUUGACAUUCGUCUUCAAGCCGUAUUGGUUUUCCGCCGUGUCGAUUGCGAAAAGUACCAACAAUUUUUCUUAAACACCUACGCAAAUCAUACAAUGAAUUCAGAAGUCCGAAUUUUAACUUAUUUACAAGUGAUGCGUUGCCCUAACUAUGCAGUUAUAAACCGCAUAAAGACAAUCCUGGAGGGCGAAGAAGUUAAUCAGGUCGGCUCGUUUGUUUGGUCACAUCUAAAAAACUUAGCCAAGUCAUCCUCGCCCGUUCGUAUUGAAGCCCAAGGUUUACUGCUUAAUGACGAUCUGUCAAAUAGGUUUAAGCUGGAUAUACGCAAGUUUUCUCGAAAUUACGAACAUUCGUUAUUUUUCGAUGAGUACAAUUUUGGAACCACGACGGAUUUGAAUUUAAUCUUUGGAACGGACUCUUAUUUACCACGCACUUUUAGUUUAAAUUUUACAGCCGAAUUAUUUGGGCAAUCAGUGAAUUUUUUUGAUUUCUCUGCGCGGGCCGAAGGUUUUGAAGAACUAGUAACAUCCAUAUUUGGUCCGAAGGGGCCAUUAAAUCGUGAAAUUUUUCGGAAAAAAUUUUCCUUUCUUAAUCGCUGGUUGGGUAAUGAGAGUUCAGAAGACCUAGAUGGUUUGGAUAAUAUCUUAAGCAUUGACGGUUUACGCUUGAAACGUAGCAGUACUCAAGAAUCGAGAGAAAAUAUCGAAAUUAUUGAUGAUUAUGACGAUGACGAAGAAUCGAAUAGAUAUAAACGUUCGCUGGCAAAAGACUUUAGACAUCGUAAAGACCAGAUUGAAAGUGAAAUUAAUAGCAUGAAUUACAAACUCAACUAUAAUUACAGCAAUCCGCGCACACAAAUUGGAAUACGAAUAUUCGGCAACGAUUUGUGGUACCAUUCGUUAGAAGGAAUAACGGAAUUUAAAGCAUUAACAAGGGAACUUGAUAUUUUCCAUCAGAUUUCGAAAAUUCUUUCUGGUCAAGAAGUUACAUACACCAAGUCACGGGUGCUUCUGGAUGCAUCGUACAAUGUUCCAAUGGCUAUUGGCUUACCGCUUGGUGUUAACGCUCUAGCGGCUUCGUCGAUAGACUUGCGAAUUUCCGGUAAUUUGGACCGAAUGGAACCGAAUACUGAUUGGCAUUUCGAUUUACAAGGUAAAUUUAAACCGUCUGUCUCUGUGGAUGUCAUUGCAACACUGCAAGCCGAUAUGUUCUAUGCGGUGUCGGGAAUCAAAAUAAAAGGAAAUUUAUAUUCAAAUUCAGAAAUUGAGGCAAACUUAAAGAUAAGAGGUAAAAAUUUGGUAUCUUUCUCAUUCGACUUACCACAAGAAACCAAUGAAAUAUUCAGUGCAAGAUCUGAACUGAUUGUAUUAGCCGAAGACGAAGAGAUAUCUCAAGUUGGUAUAAGCCAACGACGUUCUAACAGUACAUGUACGUGGCCAGUACUCAACAGAGCUUUAGGCUUACAAAUUUGUUCACAUUUCAGUGUUCCUGAUCUUUCAAACUCACCGAACAUUAUAUAUCCUAGCUUGCUAUUAAGUGGUCCCACAAAUUUCAGCAUAAUUCUUAAGAAAUCGGAUCCAACUGCUACACGGUACGUUUUCGAAUAUAAUUUGGAACAAGAAGGUAACAGUUCAAAUUGGUCGCUGUUAUUUCAUACCCCUGGAUCCGCGGUAACACGCGUAUUAGUCACUAAUGUUACUACAAUUCCUGAUGCCUUCAAUGCUUCAGUUGCAUUUGUCAGUGGCGGGUCGAAGACUUCGGCUGGCUGCAGUUAUGUUACUAACCCAGAUAAACGUCAAUUGGACUUCUUCCUCGAUACAAAUGGAAACAAAAGCUUAGAAAUGAAUAUGGAAUUGACACGCUCGCAGGAACGAACGACGUGGAUUUAUACGCCGAAAAUGCUGUUGGCUGUGAAUGGUGUUAACAUAACAGGUCUAAUAGGAACUGUCCGUACGACGGAAAAAAACGGCAUCAUGCAAAAUGAUUUCGAAAUUUCGUUUGAAACGAAGAAGUUACAAGCUCUUCUUCGGGGCAGCUAUGUUCAGACUGAAAUUACGGCAUUAACAAACGUGACAAUUACCUACAGGUUUCAGGCAAAUAAAAUUGAAUCAAUUAACUAUGAAAGCAAAUUGACCAAUGUCGGGGACAAAGCAAAAACUGAAUAUCGCGGUACUAUGAAAUUAAGGACAUCAGCAUAUCCAAAACUUAAUUUUGCUUCUAAUGGAACUUGGCUAAACCUACAGGGUCACUCGGAGGGUACGCUAACGUAUAAUAACGCCCCUGAUUUGAUGGAUCCUUUUUAUACUACUUCGAUGCGUUUGAUAUUCAUACGUUCUUACUCUGAAGAUUUUCCAAUUGAAGGAUGCCGUACACGGGCAAGUUUAGAAGUAAAAUUGCCUCGAUCCAAAGUGGAUUUCAGAAUUCUCUUAAAGCAUGAAGAACUUAGUAAAAACGGUACUGAGCAUAAUGCUUUACUAGGUUUUCGCUAUGCACCUGAAAAAGAAGCCACAGCCUUAUUUUCAGUGCAUCUACCAAGGAGGGGCCUCUUUGUCAUAGACAGCUAUAUGAAUGUUACUGUACCAGAAUUUAAUUCUUGCGUUGUUCAUUUGAGAGUGAACGAGAUUUCAGCCAAAAACUUUAUGAUCAAUUUUAAUGGUUCCUGGUUCACUAAUCACUCAAUAUCAGUUAGAGGAAAUUACAAAGAUAAAAGUUCCCGCGUGCAGUCGAUACAUCGCGUAAAACUUAUACUAGAGAGCCCAUCCUUUGAAAUAACAUCUAUUAAAAUGCUAUAUCGUCGUAAUCAGUUACUAAUAUAUACCGAUGUUCAAGCACAUUAUGCUAAGGAUCCCUAUAGUUUAACUGCCCAGUAUUCAACAAAUCCUACCAACAAUAAUUCGAAUGCUGCAGUCCGAGUAAAGGUUAUGGAUCAAGACUAUUGGACCAAUAUUAAAUUGCUUUCUGAAAAGCCAAAACUUUUAGAUAUUGAAAUUCAUCUGGACAAGAUUCGUGACGUUAGCGCUAAGCUUGAAAUGAUUUCAUUAGAACGCCGAAAAGAAUUAUCUGUUGAUCUUAAGUGGGAUGCUAAUCGUGAUCCUUCACAACGUUUGGGCCUAUCAGGGGAGUAUAGUAAUCCUGGUGAUGGUCAGUAUGUUUCUAAUAUUAUGGUCACGUACCCUGAUCGCACGAUUAGUAGUGGGUUUGAUGUGUACACUGGCGGACCUGAAUAUUACGGUUCAUUUCGAAGCAGCUGGAGCAGUAAUGAGAUAAUUGUUCUUAGCUACAGCGCUGGCGUGAUGCCUAGUAAAAAUAUACAUAAUUGGAUUCGGGUUCAGUUGAAGACUCCAUUUGACGGAUGGGCUGAAAAUGGCUUACAAGCAGGAGUUUAUACUAAUGAUCGUCUCAUUCUUGUAAAUUCAUCUCUUCUGUGGGCGGAAGAUCAAAGUCUGGACUUUGCAUAUAAAAGUGAUUAUGAAUUUAAUGAGCCAAUUACGAAUUUGGACUUAUAUUUCGGUAUAAAUAGUACAAUUAAAGAUGUUCCAAUAAUAAAUAUUAAGUUAACACAUUGGCAAAAUAUGAAAAAGUUUGAUACAGACUUUAAAUUGAGAUACAGCGACUCCAACAGCAGUAUUAAUGUCUAUAGCAUAAAGUCCCUCUGGGAAUUGUCAAAGCAAGCAGGUUUCCAAAACAUAACUGGUACUAUGUUUAUGUUGAGUCCAUUCGAGGGUUACCGAAAAGGCGGUUUAGCAACCAAGUUCAUGUUUAAUGAUCGGCGAGAAAUCAAAGGAGCAGCUUCACUUGACUUUGACAUACGCGAAUUCACGCUUGCAAUCGACGGUUAUAUUCGUAGAUUUUCUGACAACAUGUUAACAAUAAACAUAACAACACCUCUUGAAAACUUUCGCAGUAUUAACGGUAGAUUUGGAUUAAAUGAUAAACGACGUCAUGCGGUGGCAGAAGUAAGAGCACCUUUGGGAGUAGUAGGAGCCGAAAUACUUUGCGAUAUAAUAUCUAUGACAAAUUUUGAUGUCAAGCUAAGUAUCGCCGCACCACUGGACAACUUCCAGCAGGCAGCAUUAUUUGGCAAAAUAAAGCCCGACACACUUGAUAUUCAUGGUAUUUGGAAUAAUGCAACACUAGGCUUUACGGGCGUUUGGCGUCGCGCGAAUAGAACGGACUUUGAGUACUCAUAUACAGUGUUCACGCCCUUGCAGGGUUUCGAACAAAACGGUUUCAUUGUAAAAUUUACUAAGAAAGACGUUUUUAUUUUGCAUUUACAUGGAAAAUUAUCCAAGUAUAAAUUGGGAAUAAAAAUCGAUGGUACGCCUAAAUCCAAGCUUCUUAAUCUGUUGGGUGGCAACAAAAUUGAACUCGAAAUAUUGUACGAUGACGACUUCCACCCGCCUAAAAUGGAUGUUUCUGAUGAUUACGAUAUUGAUGACUUGGAUUAUGAUGAGUUUUUCUCAUAUUUCGUCGACUUUGAAAUUGAUACCGUUGUAUGGCCCACGAUUCAUGGGAAAGUGGAUAUGCAGGAAAUUAUGGACUAUUACCUUAUAAUGGGUAAUAUACAGUUGCCACAAGGACAAAUUGAAUUUAAGGAUCGACUGUUUUUUCCAGAUUACGUCACAGUUUUAAAUGUACUCACUAUAAAUACACCAUUUGCAGCAGCUCCGCAACUGAAGUCUAUUAUUGAAUAUCACACAGACAUAUAUUUUAAACAUUUAUACGAGAAAAUACAAUUCGUUGUUACGGAUCUUGUUCAACCACCGAGUGUAAUGGGAAUAGAAUUUAAUUAUACAAAAAUCGAGGAUUCUGUAAAGCCGAAAGAACAUGAGAUCAAAAUUAACAUAAAAACUCCGUUCAAUGUUCUGCCCGAAAUAGCAAUCUGGGGCAGUUUAGAAUUAGAAGAGAACAUAUAUAGGGGCAAUAUCUCAUCUCGAACUAUAAACACCUUUAUUUCGUUGGCAACAUCCGUAGAGUCUGAAGAGCAAUUUUUUGAAUCAAGUGUAGGUGUGAUUCUCGAUUCUAAUAUCAUACCCCAUUACAGCUGCCAUGGAUACAUAAAAAAAGAUUUUAAUGAAAACGACAAUACCGUAAUUAUACAAUUUACGGUUACAGACAAUCAUACUGUAAAUGAACUUCAUAUAGAAUCGGCUUGGUUUAAAGAUGUAUCUCACCUAGUGAAUGCGUAUGGAAGAAUCAAGACAACAAUGCUUCCUCUGAAGUUAGCGGAAUUAUCUAUAGUUAUUACUGAAGGCGAGAAUCCGAGGCUUAGUUGCGAUUUGACUCUCAGCAGCUGGGAAGGGCAUCAUGUUACUUAUGGCUCGCGAGCAAUCAAAAAGGACGACACGUUCAAUGUGGAAAUCUGGACACCCAUCGAAGAAUAUCGGAAUAUUUCAAUGCACGGCUCAAUUUUGCCAUCAAAGGACAAUAAGGACGAAUACCAAAUAUUUGGGAACCUAUAUAGAAAUAUGGCUACCUAUGCAAUAGCGGGUGUAGUGAAAACGAAUGAAAAGUAUCCAACCGAUGCUAGCUUACGUAUUCAAGACCGUAAUGGCGGCAAAGGAACUGUAUCGCUCAGCGUACGCGAGUUCGAUCGUACUACGUCUAAAGAUUUAAAAUUCAAUUUCGAUGUCAGUGAAAAUAAUGGCAACAAAUGGCAUAUAUCCGGUAUUUACUCGUUACAAGACAAAAAUACUGUAGAGGUUUUAACUACGAUAAAAUCAACGGUGCCCGAUAUAAAACAUAUCGAUUUUCGGGGAAAAAUGAUUGCUCACAACAGCAGCCACGUUAUUAGUGACAUUAGUUUAGAUACACCUUGGAAAGAAUUCGGAAUAGAUUCCGUUCAUUUGAAUUCGAAUUUUUCUGUUCUUAAAUACGGAGGAAAUGUGGGUGGCGAAUAUCGCAUUGGACAGAGUAUAGGCCGUGGUUGUUUCCAAUGGUCGUGGUUGUUGGCUGAAAAUAUGCAACUUCUUCUUAAGAGUUAUAUGGAACGCCCUAAUGCAGGUCCAAGGGCUGUACAUGUCAGUGCGAAAUAUAUAAACCCGAAACAAAACUUUCAACAAGCAGAAACAGGAGGAGAAUUGGAUGUUGACUCUAAAUGGAAAUUAAGCUUAAAUGGCUUGCUCAAUUAUAUGUCCACUGAAGAUAUUCGCGUCGGUCUCGACGCCGCUUUGCCACCACCAGUUGGAGAUAUGCAUCGAUUUGAUCUAAAUUAUCGAGGCAAUUUAAUUAGCAAACGAGGUCAGGGACCACAAUUAUUUUUGGAAGGAAGUUAUAAUUCGGAUAUUGCUCAGAGAAAAUGUCUAGGCCGUAUAUCAUAUAAGAAUUCAACGGAUCUUCACGGCUUAGGUCACUUAGAAUGGGGAACAUUAAGCAAUAUAUCGACGAUAGCAGGCGAUUUUCAUAUGUUGCAGAAAUCUGAACGUCGCCGUGAGUUCCAUGCCAAAAUGUCUACACCAAUGCAUAAGAAUGAGGACACUUUCUCCAUGAACGGCAUGUACGAUAUGAAUGAAAAGGAUUAUCACAACUUGGUGUGUGCGAUAAAUUAUCCAGCAUCCCAGCAAAUAGCGGAUUUUGACAUCUUCUUCAGUACAUUCUCGAACAUGCACGGUUUUCUAAAUAGCACAACACCGUUUACGAACAUGAGUUGGUUUAAAGCAGAUUUUAACUUUACUACAACCACCGAUGAGACUUUCCGGUAUUGCAAAGGCACUUGGCCAACAGACACAGCUUUCUUUGAACUUCACAAUAUCAACACGACUCAAUCAUUAAAUAAGAAUCUUAAGGGUGGAAUACAAAUUGAAAUACCUUUAGCUACGAGGCAUAAGACUGAUGUCAAAUACAAUUUCAAUGAAAAUCCCUCAAUUGACGAUGGAUUCUUGAAGAUAUUUUACAAUAAUAAUGAAAUUCUUGACGGAGUUUACAAUUGUACAGAUGAUCGCGGGGACCCACUUCGUACAAAGACAAUCAAUAUGCGAAUACAAAAUGAUUUGAAACCGCUAGGAGUUUAUUAUACGCAUAAAAAAGAUAUAAGUCGACCUGUUGAAAUAAUGGAUGAAAAGCAUCUUGAAGUCUAUGAGCUGCAGAAUGCGUUGAAUUUCAAUUUGACAGGAGAACUGCAUACCUUAACAAGACCAGAUGGACAAGAACUUAAAAUCAUAGCUAUUCAUCCCAAUCGAACAGUAAUAGUAACGACGAGCUAUGAUAUGUUGGACGAGCGCAUUCUAAAACAUCGAAGUAAAUUGGAAUUAUCAGCAACAGCCUGGAUUGGUUAUAAUAUAUUAUUGAAGAAUUACACUACGCUUGGCAAUGAUUCUGGAAAAUUCGCAAUCGAUUUGUUUUAUCCUAAACGCAAUUUAUCCGCUGAAGGAUGGUAUUACGUUACUGAAGAGAAAAUUUCAUCAGAUGUACUCUUUAAAUGGGCUAACGUAAAUUCAUUUAAGAAGAAUGCGAAAGUUUUGCGUACUGGACUUAUUUGGCAGGCGGAACCUUUAGUUAACGAUGAUAAGGAGCAUCAAACAGUGAUUGUUACGGUGGGUCAUCCAGACUUGGAGAAGGACGUGGUUAUGAAAGCAAAAUAUUAUCGCGGCAUUUCUGAACUCCUCAAAGUCGAUUGUGUGAUCGAUUAUUCGGAUGAGCCAGACCAUUUAAUAGGUGUAGGAUUAGUUUUGAAAGACAUGCAUCAGUAUCUUGGUAGCACAAACUAUUUACUUCAAUUGAAUGCUCACCAUAUGGCCUCGGAUUUGGAACUUCAACUCAAUGGCACAGUAAUAAUGGAGCCGACACUUUACAUGACCAAAUUCGAUGCGAAUUAUAAACGUUCGUUCUACGACGACAGACGUGGGCAAUUUUUAACUUCGCUUGACGUGGAUAAAAAGGAAAUCGAAUAUAUUCGUGAAUCUCCGCAUCGAUCGGUGAGAGUGUGGGCUAUACCUACUCUUAAUUUUCCUUUAUAUGGACUAAACGCAACUAUUUGGGACACUCCAGACAUGAACGAUACAGGAUAUCUUUAUAUCGAUUUGGAGAAGAAGUUUAUAAGAGCCGAAGUGAACCUUACAGAGGACGCAAGUCAGAACUUGCAAUUGAUUGGCUUCAUACCAGAUGCCCGAAGCGGUUAUCUGGAUGUUUGGAGGAAUUACGAAGAAAUCCGCAUAAUCGAUAUUAGUUCGUAUUUGAAAAUGAAUCAUUCACGUUUGAUAACUGGACGAUUUCAUUGGCGACCUAAGCUAAGGGCUGAAAUUAAAGAAAAAAUAAAUACCAUUGGUAAUUCCUUAUACAAUUUAAUUUCGGAAGGUAUCGAUUUCUGGAUUAAAUCAUUAUACUCGGAAACAAUGGAAGCAAUUGGUAUCAUUUGGGAUACAACGAGAAAUUAUAAUCAAGCAUUUUUCGACGACAUAGAACAAUUAAGUGUUUUGGAGGAGGAUUUCCAAGAUUUGCGUCAAUUUGUAAAUGAAUCGUAUGAAGCCAAUGAUUUUUACAUAAAAACUGUGCUUAACUUUACGUUAACUAUGAUUGAUGAGCUUGCUAUUCGAGAUCACAUCGGCUCAUUACCAAAAAUAUUUACAGAAAUUUGGCAGGCCAUGGGGGAUUCAGGCAAGGCUAUACGUAACAGUAUUGCAUGGUUAAUUGAAACGGUUAAAAAAGCAUAUAAUAAUAUAUUAAGUGCUGUCACUCGUUUCUUUCAUGGCGAAUCUCUGCGCUAUUUAUCCGAUUUAAUGGAAAAGGGUGUCCACAAAUAUGAUAGAUUUAUAAAGGACUUACACAUUUCCUUUAUAAAAUACGUUGAAAAUCUGUGGAACAAAUUUUGGAAUAUGAUGGCAAAUUACUGGAAAAGCGUAUUGAAACGCUUGGAACCGUAUCUUUUCAAAUUUAUCACUUAUGCAGAGAAAGCUGCUUGGGAUCUUAGCAAGGAGCUUUUCGAUUUUAUUUAUAAGCGAACAAACGCACUCGCUGAAUCACCCUAUUUCAAUAAAGUGUCCAGUUUUACGCAAGAUGUUGAUCGUCUAUACAGAGAUAUCAAGUCACGCGAUGCCGUCUCAAAUAUGAAAAAAUAUUCAAAUAUUGCAUGGAAUUUCAUUAAAGAAAAGUACUUUAAACUCGUACCAUUCGGUGCUGAAUUGAAUGAAGUGCUGACUGAGAUUUGGGAAGAGAUUAAAGAAUUGCAAAAAAUCGAACAAGUCGAUUUGAUCGUACGGAAAUAUAAAAAGCUUAUGGAAAAGUUAGAAUGGGUAGCUGAAGAAUUACAGUUGGAAGUCCGUUUGCGUCAACUUUAUUACUUGAUAGCUAAUAAACUGCAUAAUUACGCUACCAAUGCUGUUGAAACGGCAGAUAUGUAUCGCGAGGCGAAAACAAAAUUUAUUUUCGAUCCUGACGUAGGAGUUAUGGAUAUCGAGCAAAAGUUACCAAUGUCUUGGCACGCGUUCAAUGAAACGCCUAGAUUUGCGGAAAUACCCGAGUACAAAUUGGUAGCAAAGAUACGAAACUUCUUUAAAACGACUAACACUUCGCUAAUACGUUACAUAUACAAUUUGCGACAACACUUUGAUCCAAAAACUUGGUUACCUCCAUAUCAAGGCCGAGCCCUCUUAAUUGGUUCACAUCAUUAUAUGACAUUUGAUAACCGUUUCGUGAGCAUGAGAAAAGAUUUUGAGCGAAAUAAUCAAUGUUUUUACUUGUUGGCACAUGAUUUCUUCCAAGAAAAUUUUACUUUACUACUCGAGCCCUCGGCAAAUCUGCAACAUAAUGCCAUGAUUCCUAGCAGGAAAUUAAGUUUCAUCGUGUCGGAUCAACUAAUAGAAAUCGAUUUUGGAAAUAAUCAUGUCAGCAUAAACGGCGAUUCAGAGAUAUUGCUACCUUUCAAAGCGGGCGAGGCUAUAGUGCACCGUGAAAAUGACAUUCUUACGAUUAGCUCGGGUACUGAGUUCAUUUUAAAUUGUAAUAUUCAGUUUGAUCUUUGUUGGAUUGAAAUAAGCGGAUGGUAUUUUGGUCAUACCGCUGGCGUAUUAGGUACGAUGAAUAAUGAACCUUUUGAUGAUUUGCUUACCUCCAAGCAUUACAUUACUGAGAAUGCCCAUGAAUUUACGGACUCUUGGAGUCUCGGCGGUUGCAAGGAAAAGACUAAACCUGUAAAUUUAGAACUAAGUGUAGCUGAAAAGGUGAAGAAAAUUUGCGAUGAUUUCUUCACAUCGGGCAUACUAUCUGCUUGCGCGGACACACUGGAUGUUAAACCGUUUUACGAAAUUUGCAUAGAUUUGGGAAGUGAUGCAAAUGCACUACAACCCGAAAAUCCAGUUAAUAAAGGAGCUUGUGCAGCUGCGUUAGCAUACAUAGAAGCUUGUACAAAUGCUCAUAUUCCUUUGCGUGUGCCGGAACAAUGCAUUUAUUGUCAACUCGAUAAUGGCUCCUUUGUAGGGGAAGGAACAUUUGUUCAAUUAAGUGACUCUCAGGUGCCACGAAGCAGUGAUAUUGUAUUUAUAGUAGAAGCAAAGCCAUGCAAUGAGAACCUCAUGGAGAACAAAAGCAUUAUGUCAGUGGUAUCAGUUCUAGAAGACCAACUGCUAUUACAACAAAUCUCCAAUAAUCGUUACGCGGUAAUUUCUUUUGGCGGCCUACCACCUUUUGAUAAACCUCGCAGCAUUUACCAUGAAAAUUCCGUAUUCACUGCAGACUAUAAUAAAUUAACGAAAUACUUCUCAUAUAUUAAAACCGGCAACGGCACAAAUCAUGACAUACUUCAGGCUAUUUCAACCGCAACACAUCUUAAUUUCCGCCCAGGUGUUUCGAAAACAUUCAUACUCUUACCGUGCAGCAAUUGUGCAUCUAAGCAUAUGCGUUUUGAUUAUACGUCGAUACUACAGUACAUGUUGGAAGAGGGUGUUAAUCUCCACAUCUUAGCUGACACUGAAUUUGAGUUCGAAAAGACACGUAAACUGCGACACUUUUUCGGUUUGGAUCGAAAUUUCGUCUAUUCAAAGCGUUUCCCCGAAGGCGAUGCUGAAGCUCGUCGCCAAUUGCAUAUAUCUAGAAAUAAUUUGGGAAUAUGCACUCCCCUAGCCCUGGAGACAGAUGGAACUGUUUUUAGCGCUCGAAGAUUAAUGCCCGAACGAAAAUAUCCAAUAAAACGUUUUGCCACAAUAUUCGCUAAACGAGUGGUUAAAACUGCAAUACCGAAAGUUAACCAGACGUGUGAAUGUUCUGGUUAUAAUACUGGUGUAGCUUAUCUAGCCUGCUCGCCCAGUACGAAUCUGGUUGAAGAUUUCGACAUAAACGAUUACGAAUCGGAAUUUGAUGACUGGGAAUCUCAAGAAGAUGAGGAUGACAUUCCUUCAUGGGUGUAAAUAGUGCGGAUUAUGAAAUUGAAUUUAAAAUGAACAAGAACAACAAGAAAAGAAAGAAAAUUGCUUGCUAUUCUCUAAGGAAGUAAUCGUUUUUUAUAUUAAAAAGAUUAGGAAAUAAAUUUUCUACUUUUAUCUAUCUA
Glossina fuscipes is the source of this 13583-nucleotide messenger RNA. RefSeq lists its product as uncharacterized. The transcript has 21 exons. The record is from RefSeq and is a predicted model, not a curated record. Bases 403 to 13443 code for a protein of 4346 amino acids. NCBI's taxonomy places the organism in Eukaryota, Metazoa, Arthropoda, Insecta, Diptera, Glossinidae. Gene Ontology annotation, molecular function: lipid carrier activity. Gene Ontology annotation, biological process: lipid transport.